CGCCAUGAGGCUCAGGCUACAGGAUCGAUACACCGAGAGGCUGAGACUGAAGAGGAAACGCAAAGGCGCUGCUAGAAAAUAAUAAUAAUACACAGUUAACGUAAUAUUUACGUUGCAACAUUUUUUUUUUACAUUUAGUACCAGCAGUUGCCGUUAACGAUGAUGAACGGACAGAUGAAUGGUUUUCAUAACUCCCUCAUUGACGAGGACUGCUUCUUGUUCACCUCGGAGUCUGUCGGAGAAGGGCAUCCCGACAAGAUCUGUGAUCAGAUCAGCGAUGCAGUCCUAGACGCUCAUCUCAAGCAGGAUCCUGAUGCCAAAGUUGCGUGUGAGACCGUUGCCAAGACCGGAAUGAUCCUGUUGGCAGGCGAGGUGACAUCUCGAGCCACGGUGGACUACCAGAAAGUUGUCCGUGACACCAUUCGCCUAAUUGGAUAUGACGACUCCUCCAAAGGCUUCGACUAUAAGACCUGUAAUGUUCUUGUGGCCUUGGAGCAGCAGUCUCCUGACAUUGCGCAAGGUGUUCAUGUCGACCGUAACGAGGAGGACAUCGGAGCAGGGGACCAGGGCUUGAUGUUUGGAUAUGCCACUGAUGAGACCGAGGAGUGCAUGCCUCUGACAAUCGUUCUUGCCCAUAAGCUGAAUGCUAAGAUGGCUGAGCUGCGACGCAACGGCACCCUUCCAUGGCUCCGGCCAGACUCAAAGACCCAGGUUACUGUCCAGUACCGCCAGGACCGCGGCGCCAUGCUUCCAGUGCGUGUGCACACAAUUGUUAUCUCUGUUCAGCACGAUGAAGAUAUUUGCCUGGAGGAGAUGAGAGACGCCCUGAAAGAGAAGGUCAUCAAAACUGUUGUUCCUUGCAUCUAUUUGGACGAUGACACCAUCUAUCACCUGCAGCCCAGCGGGCGAUUUGUUAUUGGGGGCCCACAGGGUGAUGCCGGCCUGACAGGGCGUAAAAUUAUUGUCGACACCUAUGGAGGUUGGGGAGCCCAUGGCGGUGGAGCCUUCUCUGGAAAAGAUUACACAAAGGUGGACCGUUCUGCUGCUUAUGCUGCACGCUGGGUGGCCAAAUCUCUGGUGAAGGCUGAGCUCUGCAGGAGAGUGUUGGUCCAGGUGUCCUAUGCCAUCGGAGUUGCCCACCCCCUCUCCAUUUCCAUCUUCCACUAUGGGACCUCCCACAAGAGUGAGAGGGAGCUGCUUGACAUUGUGAAGAAGAACUUUGAUCUCCGUCCAGGAGUCAUUGUCAGGGAUCUGGAUCUGAAGAAGCCCUUGUAUCAGAGGACCGCGGCCUAUGGCCACUUUGGCCGAGACUCCUUCCCAUGGGAGGUGCCCAAAAAACUCAAAUACUAAACCUGUUAAGCUUUUCCCCCCAGGCUUGUUGGUGUAUACUACAGAGAAGCCUCCAAGUUCCGGGGGUGAAAUGCCCUUAUCUCUUUAAUAAUGGUAUCAUUAACACAUGACUCCAUCCCUCCCUCACUCCACCUCCCUCUUCUUGUCUGGUUACUGUUUUUCUGCUGGUUGCAGUAUUGUACUGGGUCCUAGGAGGCAUGCCUCAAACUUGGAUGUUUUUAAAGAGUUGGAUGGGUUCCAUGAACUCAUGCACCAUAGUGCUUCAUGUUCUCCCACGUCUUGAGGUCCCCUUGCUUCUCGUUGUGAUAGUCCCCGAAUAGCUGCGGUUCAGUUGUUCUUUUGGCAUUCCAAACUCCGUCAAUAUUGUCAGUCCUCUAUUCAGUGUCAUAGUAGUAGCAUUUUAGACGAUAUGCGUUGCUGGUGCUACUGAUUUAUAAGGAGUCUGCGUUACAGCUAAAGAUUUGAAAGUCCAUUUUAGAAGCAAAACCUGACACUGGAGGAUCCUCUGAUCUUCCCAAAUAAGUUCAGCUUCUUUCUAAACAUUCCCCCUUUGUCAGUCUGGUACAAUUAUUCCUUGACCCAGUGUUCUUUAUCCCCUUUUUGUUAGCUUUAUUCCCUCGUCUUUGUGGAGGAUGCUAGAAUGGCACAAUUAAAAUUCAAGGGUUGUUGCUGUUUUCACUAAAAAUGCUAUGCAUUGCAGGCUAAGGGGCAAGUCAAAUCCUAAUUAUUCAAGCUCUCAAGUGAGCAUAAAGCCUCAGAUGCCCCUACAGACCUUUGCUGUUUUCUGACGUAAUACAGAAAAGUCAGAAGCUGCUAUGUCACUGCUCUGGUCUGCAGAGGUAUCGGUAAUACUUGAUAGUGAUGGAAAAACUCGAUUGUUUAUGCAUUGAAAUUCAAUUUUUAAAUGAGUCCUUUUUUAAAUGUAGAUUCACUUGCUUUUUUAUGGUUUGAAGUGACUAAAGGCCCUUUGACUCCAUAAGAAUAUUGAUGUCAGGUGUAGCUACAGAGAAACCUGGUUCCCAUCUUUAUUCUUACCGGAGUUUGUUCUUUGCCACAGAGUCUUAUUGGCUAGAUGUCAAACCUCAAUACUAUUUAUUUGUUCUCUGAAACUCGGCGUGGAUACAGAGAAGCUGAAGUUUCAGAAGGCAGCUUUAAACACACUUGGUUAUUGAAUCUUGAAUUCCUUUUGACUUGAUCAUUUUUCAGUGUUUGGCUUGAGGCUCCAGAGUGUUGUACAGAAAAGCUUUGGUUGGCCUCAACAAGAAACUGUCACUGGUUAAUGUUAAUGACUAUUUUACACCUUUUCUUAUUUUUGGACAGCAGAUAUUAAUUUUUAGAUGGGUUGGUUUUGAAAUCCCAUUUUAAAAUGUCUGGUGCAAUUCUUUGGCUCUUACCUGUCCUCACUAAUGGGAUGGCAACAUUUGGUUGGUGUAGUACAGAGAAACCAGCCUUGUUUACAUGGCCAUCCCAUGUGUUGGAUAGAGGUUUGGAGUUUUGGUUUUGUUCCCUUUUACUACUCGGAGGUCAUAACGUUGGCUACAGUAAGUGUAAGAGUGCCUUUUCUAUUUCCUCUGCUACCAUUUCCCUUUCUCCCCUCCUACCAACAUGCGUUCAACUUCCACAGGAACAAGUAGCUCAUACUGUAUUAUGCUUCAUGUUUAGAUUGGGUCGUUUCCUUAUGCUCUGUAAUAAACAACUCCCUUCAAA
This is a messenger RNA of Thunnus maccoyii (southern bluefin tuna), 3057 nucleotides long. It is a transcript of the gene mat2ab, whose product is annotated as methionine adenosyltransferase II, alpha b. Gene Ontology annotation, biological process: S-adenosylmethionine biosynthetic process. The record is from RefSeq and is a predicted model, not a curated record. Gene Ontology annotation, molecular function: ATP binding; methionine adenosyltransferase activity. NCBI's taxonomy places the organism in Eukaryota, Metazoa, Chordata, Actinopteri, Scombriformes, Scombridae. The transcript has 9 exons. The coding region runs from base 160 to 1350 and encodes 396 amino acids. Gene Ontology annotation, cellular component: cytosol; methionine adenosyltransferase complex.